UUUAUUUCCAGGUUCCAAGUAAAAAAGAAACAAUUUUUCCGCAAUUUCAUGACAAUCAUGUUGUUUGGUGCAGCUGGGACAUUAAUCUCAUUUUUCAUAAUUUCCCUUGGUGUAGUUGCAUUGUUCAAGGAAAUGGAUAUUAGCUCAUUGGAUAUUGCUGACUUUCUAGCAAUAGGUGCCAUAUUUUCUGCCACAGAUUCUGUUUGCACCUUGCAGAUUCUUAAUCAAGAUGAAACACCUCUAUUAUAUAGCUUGGUAUUUGACGAAGGUGUCGUUACUGAUGCUACGUCCAUCGUGCUCUUCAACGCAAUUCAAAACUUUGAUCUUGUUCACAUCGAUGCCAUAACCAUAUUGAAAUUUUUGGCAAACUUUGGAUAUCUAUUUCUUACCAGCACCCUCCUUGGAGUUCAGGGUGGACUGCUGGUGCUUAAUUACAUCAUCAAGAAAUUGUACAUUGGGAGGCAUUCUACUGAUAGAGAAGUUGCUCUUACGAUGCUCAUGGCAUACCUGUCAUAUAUGUUGGCAGAAUUGUUGGAUUUAAGCGGCAUUCUCACAGUAUUCUUCUGUGGGAUAGUCAUGUCGCACUAUACCUGGCAUAAUGUCACAGAGAGCUCCAGAAUUACCACCAAGCAUGCUUUUGCAACAUUUUUCUUUCUGUAUGUUGGAAUGGAUGCAUUGGACAUUGAAAAAUGGAGAUUUGUUAGUAGCAGCUUAAAGCACUUCAGCAACAUGCCCUCUGAUCCAUCAACCCGCAAAGCUUUCCUCUGGCAGCUCAUCGAAAAUGGACAUGGCUUGGAAGGUGAAGUAGGUGAACAUAUAGCUCAACCACCCACGGAAGAUUCUUUCUUUAGGUUGUAG
Molecule: messenger RNA, 858 nt
Organism: Zingiber officinale
Lineage: Eukaryota; Viridiplantae; Streptophyta; Magnoliopsida; Zingiberales; Zingiberaceae
Product: sodium/hydrogen exchanger 2-like
Exons: 9
Biological process (GO): proton transmembrane transport
Cellular component (GO): membrane
Molecular function (GO): sodium:proton antiporter activity
Source: RefSeq, a predicted model, not a curated record